This is a messenger RNA of Castor canadensis (American beaver), 1806 nucleotides long. RefSeq names its product mitochondrial calcium uptake family member 3 (gene Micu3). Gene Ontology annotation, molecular function: calcium ion binding. The record is from RefSeq and is a predicted model, not a curated record. Gene Ontology annotation, cellular component: uniplex complex. NCBI's taxonomy places the organism in Eukaryota, Metazoa, Chordata, Mammalia, Rodentia, Castoridae. Gene Ontology annotation, biological process: calcium import into the mitochondrion; mitochondrial calcium ion homeostasis.
AUGGCUGCACUGCGGAGGCUUCUGUGGCCGCCGCCUCGGCUGCCGCCGACGCUGUCUCUUCACCACCCCUUCCUCGGGCCGUGGGGGCGGCCUGCGGGGACGGCCCCGGGCCUUCCUGGCCGGCCCUUCUCCUCCUGCGAGGAUGAGGAGGGGUCCGUGGCUGCGGCGGCGUGGAGGCGGCGGCGGCGCUGGGGGGAGUUGAGCAUCGCGGCGGCGGCGGGCGGCGGUCUUGUCGGCCUGCUGUGCUACCAGCUGUACGGCGACCCCAGGGCCGCCUCGGCGCGGGCGCCCCCCGAGAGCGCGGCCGCGGAGCCCCAGGACCCGCCCCGAGGCCGGGGGCUGCUUCCCAUCCCGGUGGCGGCUGCCAAGGAAACGGUUGCUAUUGGUAGAACAGACGUUGAAGACUUAGACCUUUAUGCUACAUCUCGGGAGAGACGAUUUCGUUUAUUUGCUUCUAUAGAAUGUGAAGGGCAGUUAUUCAUGACUCCAUAUGAUUUUAUUUUGGCUGUUACAACAGAUGAGCCCAAAUUUGCUAAUACGUGGAAGUCCUUUUCCAAACAGGAAUUAAACCAGAUGCUCUCAGAAACACCACCGGUUUGGAAGGGAUCAUCAAAGCUGUUUCGAAGUCUUAAAGAAAGAGGUGUGAUUUCUUACACAGAAUAUCUUUUUCUUUUAUGCAUUUUAACAAAGCCACAUGCAGGUUUUAGAAUAGCUUUCAACAUGUUUGACACUGAUGGCAAUGAGAUGGUGGAUAAAAAGGAGUUUUUGGUGCUUCAAGAGAUAUUCAGGAAAAAAAAUGAAAAGAGAGAAACUAAAGGAGAUGAAGAAAAGCGUGCAAUGCUGCGUCUUCAACUUUAUGGAUACCAUUCUCCUACUAAUAGUGUACUUAAAACAGAUGCUGAAGAACUUGUCUCCAGAAGCUAUUGGGAUACACUGAGACGUAACACAAGCCAAGCACUCUUUUCAGACCUUGCAGAGCGUGCUGAUGACAUUACAAGUUUAGUAGCAGAUACUACACUUCUUGUACACUUUUUUGGAAAGAAAGGAAAAGCUGAACUCAACUUUGAAGAUUUUUAUAGAUUCAUGGAUAACUUACAAACAGAAGUUCUAGAAAUAGAAUUCCUUUCCUACUCUAAUGGAAUGAAUACUAUCAGUGAAGAAGAUUUUGCUCAUAUUCUUUUACGAUAUACAAAUGUGGAAAACACAUCAGUAUUUUUGGAAAAUGUGCGUUACAGUAUACCUGAAGAAAAGGGCAUCACAUUUGAUGAGUUCAGGUCAUUUUUCCAGUUUCUGAAUAACCUAGAAGACUUUGCAAUAGCCCUCAAUAUGUAUAAUUUUGCAAGUCGUUCUAUAGGACAAGAUGAAUUUAAACGUGCUGUCUACGUAGCUACUGGACUCAAACUUUCACCACAUUUAGUGAACACUGUCUUCAAGAUUUUUGAUGUUGACAAAGAUGAUCAAUUAAGUUAUAAAGAAUUUAUUGGAAUUAUGAAAGACAGACUCCAUAGAGGAUUCCGGGGUUAUAAAACAGUCCAGAAGUAUCCCACUUUCAAAUCCUGCCUGAAAAAAGAACUUCAUAGCAGAUAAACUGAGUAUUGCUAUGUGCCCUAGGCUGCCUAGAACUUCGGAACUCAAGCAAUCCUCCUGCCUCAGCCUCUGGAGUGCUGGACUGCGGUGUGAGCCACCAUGCUUUAUCCUACUUCUUAUAGCCAUGCAGUAAAUUAACACCUUUUAAAAGCAGAAUACUUUUAUUUUCAAAGAAUGUAAGAAUGUGAAUUAUGUAAUAUUUAGUAAAUAAAAUUAAAA